AUGCCCGGGCCGCGCGCCCCAGUGGAGCCCCGAGAGUCGGGGGAGCGCCGGCCGCUGCUGGAGCGCAGGCCGCGGGGGCCCCGACGGUGGUGGCGGGCGGCGGCGGCCGCGGUGCUGCUCGUGGAGAUGCUGGAGCGCGCCGCCUUCUUCGGCGUCGCGGGCAACCUGGUGCUCUACCUGAACAGCGCCGACUUCCACUGGGCCGGCGAGCAGGCGUCCCGCGCCGCGCUGGUCUUCCUGGGCGCCUCCUACCUGCUGGCGCCCGUGGGCGGCUGGCUGGCCGACGUAUACCUGGGCCGCCACCGCGCCAUCGCGCUCAGCCUGCUGCUCUACCUGGCGGCCUCCGGCCUGCUGGCCGCCACCGCCUUCCCCGACGGCCGCAGCUCCUUCUGCGGCGAGAUGCUCUCCCUGCCGCUGGGGCCCGCCUGCCCCUCGCCCGGCUGCCUGCACACCUCGCCCGCCCCCUACUGCGCCCCCACCCUCUACGCGGUGUUGCUGCUGCUCGCCCUGGCCGCCAGCUCCGUCAGGAGCAACCUCACCUCUUUCGGGGCCGACCAGGUGAUGGAUCUUGGCCGCCAUGCCAACCGCCGCUUCUUCAACUGGUUUUAUUGGAGCAUUAAUGUGGGUGCCGUGCUGUCGUUGCUGGUGCUGGCCUUUAUCCAACAGAACAUCAACUUCCUGCUGGGCUACAGCAUCAUCGUGGGCUGUGUGGGCCUGGCCUUCUUCAUCUUCCUCUUCGCCACCCCCAGCUUCAUUACCAAGCCCCCCACAGGCAGCCAAGUGUCCUCCAUGCUCAAACUUGCUCUCCAGAACUGCUGUCCCAGGCGGUGGCGCCGACACUCUGCCAGAGACCCUCCAGGCGGCCAGCUGCUGCCUGACCAGAGGUCUCCCCAGCCUGGCCCUUCCCCCCAAGAGGACAUCGCCAACUUCCAGGUGCUGGUGAAGAUCUUGCCCGUCUUGGUGACCUUGGUGCCCUACUGGAUGGUAUACUUCCAGAUGCAGUCCACCUAUGUCCUGCAAGGUCUUCACCUCCAAAUCCCGAACAUCUUCCCAGACUACCCUGCCAACAGAUCCGCGGCUCUGAGGGCCCAGGGCGGUGGCUACAAGAUCCCAGAAGCCUGGCUCCUCCUGGCCAACGUCGUGGUGUUGCUGAUCCUGGUGCCUGUGAAGGACCACCUGCUCGAUCCUUUACUGCUGCGCUGCAAGCUGCUUCCCUCGGCUCUGCAGAAGAUGGCGCUGGGGAUGUUCUUUGGUUUCACCUCGGUCAUUGUGGCAGGAGUCCUGGAGAUGGAGCGUUUAGAGUACAUCAGUCACAACCAGACGGUGUCCCAGCAGAUCGGGCAGAACACAUAUUAUGCAGCACCACUGUCCAUCUGGUGGCAGACCCCUCAGUACCUGCUCAUCGGGAUCAGUGAGAUUUUUGCCAGCAUCCCAGGCCUGGAGUUUGCGUACUCAGAGGCCCCGCGUUCCAUGCAGGGCGCCAUGAUGGGCAUCUUCUUCUGCCUGUCUGGGGUGGGCUCGCUGUUAGGCUCCAGCCUGGUGGCACUACUGUCACUGCCGGGGGGCUGGCUACACUGCCCGGAGGAUUUUGGGAACAUCAACAAAUGCCGGAUGGACCUCUAUUUCUUCCUGCUGGCCGGCAUUCAGGCUGCCACGGCCUUGCUGUAUAUCGGGAUCGCUGGUCGCUAUGAGAGGGUGGCCCAGGGCCCAGCCUCCCAAAGCUGUCCCAGGAGGGGCAGUGGCUGAACACGGCCCCCACUCCCCCCCUUGCCUCUCUCCCCCAACAGACAGUCACAGGCCCAGCUGGGGUUUCCUUCUCAGUUUAUUCUGUACCCAACAUUAGGAUGAAAUGGUUCUCAUAAAUAAGGGCCCUGAGCCCUUCCUCACGUCCAUGGUCCAUGACAAGGGGCAGGGCAGCGGGGGCCUGGGUGGGAGUCCUUGCGAGGGACCAGGCAGGGGACUCGCAUCGACCAGCACCAGAGGACGAGCAGGAAGCUGCCCAGGCCAGAGGCCGACGGCGCCGGGCCAGGCAGGCUGGGGAGGGUCAGGAGCUGCCCCGGAUCCGCUCCAUGUAGCUGCGCAGCUCCUCGGGGUCCUUCAGCCCCAUGUCCUCACACACCCAGCGGAUGUCCUCCUCGCCCGCCACCAGGAUGGACUGCACGGCAGGGGCCCCCACGGGCUCCUCGGGCAGCUGGGCUGGGGGUGCUGGCGCAAACGUCACAAACUCUACUCGCUUCCGCCGCCCCCCGGCUUCCUUCCUGGCCAGGGUGCUCGAGGAGCUGGUGGUGCCCCCAGCAGGGGCCUGGGCCAGGGUCAGGGCCUCCCCUCCUCCCCCACUCUCGCAGGGGCAGCCCCCCUCCCCCUUGGGCAGGCCAGGGGACUGCCGGUCCAGCUGGCGGCUCAGGUCCUCCUGGUCAGUGCCCAGCCAGACCCAGUUGUGGGGCUGGGGGGAGGCAGGGUCAGCAGCACCGUCCGGUGGCUCCUUGCGCUGGUAGCGCAGCAUGAAGACCACACCAUUGACCAGGAAGAUGAGGAUGGCCAGACAGAAGAUGCCCAGCAGGGCGUACAUGCCCAGCUCUAACUCGGUGACCCGCUGAGGGGCGGGGACCAUCUCCUCCUCUUCCUCCUCCUCCUCCCUAGCUUCUGCCUUCUCCUUCCCGGCCUCCUCCUCUGCCUGCUCAAACUUGUACCUCACAUCCCCGCUGCCCCCCACACUGCCUGCCGCCCGCCGUUCUCCACCCACGCUGGCCUCUGGGGCCGGUGAGCUCUGAGCUGGGCUGGAUGGGAGGGCAGGGGCUGGGGUGGGAGCAGGGGACAGCCCUAGCCAGGCGGUGCCAGAGGCCAGGGGCACACGGUGGCGGCCCCGGCGGCAGGGCUCGGGCGGGUGCAGAGCCACAUGCAGGGGCAGCCCCUUGACGCCCGCCCCACUCACCACCACCCCGAGUUGGGCACCCCGCUCAUAGGCUGGCAGCACAGCACCGGGCUCCUCGGCCGAGACGGACAGUCCCAGGUCACGGUGGUUGUAGAGCUCAGCGGGGGCCAGGGUGUGGUCAGAGAAGGACAGCCACAGGGAGAGGGCCAC
This is a messenger RNA of Balaenoptera ricei (Rice's whale), 3082 nucleotides long. RefSeq names its product solute carrier family 15 member 3 (gene SLC15A3). Gene Ontology annotation, molecular function: transmembrane transporter activity. Gene Ontology annotation, biological process: transmembrane transport. The transcript has 8 exons. Gene Ontology annotation, cellular component: lysosomal membrane. NCBI's taxonomy places the organism in Eukaryota, Metazoa, Chordata, Mammalia, Artiodactyla, Balaenopteridae. The record is from RefSeq and is a predicted model, not a curated record. Bases 1 to 1746 code for a protein of 581 amino acids.